Cryptosporidium ubiquitum is the source of this 1782-nucleotide messenger RNA. RefSeq lists its product as uncharacterized. Lineage: Eukaryota; Apicomplexa; Conoidasida; Eucoccidiorida; Cryptosporidiidae. The record is from RefSeq and is a predicted model, not a curated record. Bases 1 to 1782 code for a protein of 593 amino acids. The transcript has a single exon.
AUGGGGACAGAAGACUAUUCAGAGUUUGAACCAAGAUUAAAUGAGGUGAUUUUUGAGGAUGAGAUAGGUAACAGUAGGAAUAAAAUGAUUUGGUCGGAAAUAGGGCACAUUGUGCAUUCAAAUAGAAAACCUCAAUAUAGUUUAUCAUCCAUUUUAAGGAGAACUAAUUUGUUUGAUGAACAGGAGUUUAAUCAAGAUGAAGAAUUUAGAGGUAACGAGACUAGUGGAAAUAUAAUACUUAAAGAAAUUGAUGAGCUUGGUAAAAAUGAUGAUUAUAAUGGAGCAAGAAAAUCAAAGACUUUAGAGUUAUUACAAGUUACAGAUAUAAUUAAAAAUGUACAUAAAGAGGAGGUCAAAAUAUAUUUGGACGAAAUUGCAAUAUUAAGGUCACAGAUUCUACAGAUGUCCAAGAAUCAAAUGAGGCAAAUGGAAGAACAAGAUAUAAUAGAGGAGGAAGAGGAAAUGAAUAAGAGGGAAGAAAGAGAUAGAAUUAAAAAUAAAGUUAGAAAAGAUAAUGUGAGUUUCGAUGAUAAAGAAACAAACACAAGCAUUGAACUACGUUUAGAGAUUUUGAAUUCAAUUGAGAUUUUACCGAAAAUUACAAAUAAUAAGUUUGGAAGUUUUUUGGUAAACAAAAUUGAACUUCAACCUGAGUCUUUGAGAGAAACUACAACACAAACUCUUAAUAAUGAAUUGUUAAUAGAGAAAAACAACUAUAUUCAAAGACUUGAAGAUUUAAACAUUGAGAUUCAAAGACAAUUAGAUUCCAGAAAUGAGCAGUUUUCAUCUGUAAGUCUUGAACUUGUUAAACAAAAAAGUCUUCUUGCAAGAGAGUCUGAGAAUCUUAAAAAAAGCCAGCAAUCAACAUUAGAUAUGGAAAACCAGCUAAAACAACUCUUAGAAAAGGUAUCAGAGAAUGAAAAGUAUUAUUUGGAACAACAGGAAUCAUUUAACAAGGAGAUUAUUCUCCAGAAUGACAUGAUUCAGAAAUUGGAUUCCGAAAAAAAGACUUUAUGCAACUUUUUGGAAUUCUUACUACAGUUCACUAACUAUCAUAUUAAAAAUGAGUCCAUUCUUGAAUUAAAUUUCUCUGACUUCUUAGAAAAUUAUUCCCAAGAUUCAAUGAUUUCUGAAAGUUAUCCCAACUUACUUGAAUUUAUUAUUAUCAUCGAUAAAAUCCUCGAGCCUUUAAAAGAACUUUUAUUAAAGAAAAAUAUUCUCUUAGUAGAUACAGAAACUCAAACUAAUCUUCAACCUCAGAUUAAACCUAAACUAAAAAUUGAAAGAAUUUCCAAUAUUUUUAUUCAAUCAAUAAGCAAUUUUCUGAGUCAAAAUUACUAUGAAGAUACCCCUAUUACAAGCAAUUAUAUUACAGAGAAUUUACAUAAAAAAGAUAUGUCUUAUAAACCUAUUAACGAAAGAAAUCUUGAAUUUGUAAGUAAUGUAUCAGCUACAAGACUUAGAAAUGAAAUCAACAUACUUAAAAAUCAGUUAGAUGCUUCUAGACAAAAACUCAAGUUAAAAGAUCUUGAAAACAAAAAACUUUCGGAGGAAAUCUCUUACUUAAAGAAUAAAAUCAUCAGAAAUAAAACAUAUAAUUCAUCUUUAUCAAACCAAAACUUCAACUACGAAAAUAACGAAAAUUAUAAACUAAUUAAUAAUUUAAAACUUAAUAAACUUUCCAGAUCUAAAAACUACUACUCAUCAUUAAACUAUAACAAGUACUCCGAUGAAAAUUGGGAUGAAAUCUUCUCUGUCAUUCAACAACUUAAAGGACCAUAG